UUUGUUUACAUUCGCGGGCGCCCAUAGGAUAUCUUUUUUCAUGCGAUUACCGCUCCCUCAAGGACUUCUCAGGUUACGGUUUUUGUUUAGUGGCUGAGAGAGCGGCUUUUGUGUGUCACCAUUGAGUCUCAUUGUCAGUCGUGCGCGAACGAAAGACGGGCUUGAACUCCGUGUCACUCGCGGUUACGACGAAUUUUUCAUUACCGGCGAAUUGCCCUGGGAGUGAGACAGGAAGAACAAAGCCAGUGCUGUGACAGUGCUUUUGACGCUCACCGUCCCCUCCCUCCUCUUGCUCUAUUAUCGGAUCUCCGACAAAAGUUAUUAAUUGAUGAUUUUCGAUUUCUUGGAAGCAGAGUAUGCAGGCACAGAAUUGUAAUAAUACCAGGAAAAAGAUGAAUAUUGAAGUAGGUUUAUCAUCUAUGAAGUCCUUCAAAACCAUUUUUAUGAAAGAUGCAAAUAUCUCUGAGGAGAAAACUAUCGCAAACCAAGCUUCAUUGCAUAAUGUGCAGCUUCUACGGAAUUUACCAAAUAUUUUAAGAAGCAAUAACACAAAAACCUCUAGAAAUCAUAAAAUAUUGAACAAAACUGAUACAAGUAUCUCCGGUGCAGAAGACGGAAAUUCUUCUUGGGAAUUAAAUACAUCAUCUAGCGUUGAUUUAGAUAUGGAAGUCAAUUAUAAUAAAAUCACUUUAUCAAAAUCGCAUCAUCAAAGAAAGCAAGUGCACAAUCCAUUGGACGUUCAAUACGAUAUUCCUGAUUGCAACAAUAACAAAAAUAAAAAUCUACUGCAAGAAGUUAGUCAGUUAAACACUUUAAAUAUAUCACCAAGUUGCCAAAAAAAUACACCAACGAAGAAAAAAAACGCAGAGUAUAACAACAAGCAGAAGAAAAGUUUGUUCAAUAAAAACUUGAAAAAAAAAACAACUCAUAAAUCUAGCAGGAAAACACAAGUGUCACGUAAAAAGCCAGUCACUUUAGCUACUAUUCCAGAUAUGAAUAUGAAGAACGCUAUGCAAGAUGUUAAUAAUUUUUUGAAGAAUGAUAUACUUCCUCAACAACUUUCCAUUUACAAUUCUAAUUUUUCAAAUAUAAAUGUAAAUGAUUUAAAUAAUGUUGCAACAGACCUGGUCGAGCCAUCUAAUAUUUUCUACUGUAACAAUGAGAUUUACAAAUUCGACAAAGAAUGUGAUAUAAAUCUCAAUGAUGUUAUUUCUUGUAAACCGACAGAGAUCAACACAACGCAGUCUAAAACUAUCCAAAAAGAUAUUACAAGUUAUGAGUUUCCAAUAACAGAGAAUAAUUUGCAACGAAAGACGAUAGAUAGCUACAUUGGCUCUAAUUUCUUAUGUGGAUCCAAAAUAUUGUAUUCUUGUUCUUGUGCAAAUUGUAUGUCACAUGACAAAGAUAUUAUAUUUUAUGAAGAUCCAGUAUCAACUUCUUCGAGCAGUGACGACAUGGAAGCAGAGCUUUUCACAUGUGAUUUGCAUACAAACAUUUAUGACUUUUAUAUUAAUAAUUACUUUCAUAUAUUUGGUAAUCUAAUGGACUUUGAAAAGAAUUUUUAUGAAGAGUUUGACGAGAACAUUUCAACGAAAGAAAAUGCAUGUAGUACAACAGAAGUAAUUGAAAACAGUACAAACAUGUCAUCCAUAAACCAAAAUGAAUCACAAAAUUUACAGCCUUCCCAUAUUGAUAGAAAAGAUAUUUGUGUAGAAUCAUAUCCUGCAGCAUUUGUCACAUAUCCUAAUGAAAUAACAAUGGAAAAUUCAAGAACUUUUGAUGAAAUAGAUAUCCCUAAUUAUUUAAAUUUGGACAGUUUUUCGAUGAAAGAAAAUAAAAUGAUUUCUCAAGAUGAAAUAUUGAUUCAAAACGCUGUCUCAUCGAAUGCACCUGUUUCCAAUUCUACAUAUCAGAUACCAGAAAACAACAGAGAUUUAUAUGUUAUGCAGUGUGCUCAAUGUGGAAAAUUAUUCAGUAAAAAGCAUCAGUUAUGGAAACAUUUUAGUCACUGUUAUUUUUACAAGGAAAAUUUUCCUUGUCAUAUCUGCAAUAAAAUGUACAGACAUAAAUCGUCAUUAGUUCAGCAUUUACGGUUAGUGCAUAAUGUAUCACAUGGUCUCCACGAAAAGUUGGAGAAAAACUAUAUUUGUAAAAAAUGUUCAAAAUCAUAUGUCAGAUUUCGCGCUUUUCAAAGGCAUAUGCUUCUUCAUGACGAUUAGUAAGUCUGAUUGAACGUCAUUGAUAGUUGGUUUCUAACAAGAUGUCCUAGAACUGAGAUUGCUACUAAGAAAUUGCGAAAAAUCGUAUAUGACGUGAACAUCACAG
Molecule: messenger RNA, 2325 nt
Organism: Trachymyrmex septentrionalis
Lineage: Eukaryota; Metazoa; Arthropoda; Insecta; Hymenoptera; Formicidae
Product: putative histone-lysine N-methyltransferase 1
Exons: 4
Coding region: 357-2219 (620 amino acids)
Biological process (GO): regulation of DNA-templated transcription
Molecular function (GO): DNA-binding transcription factor activity, RNA polymerase II-specific; RNA polymerase II cis-regulatory region sequence-specific DNA binding
Source: RefSeq, a predicted model, not a curated record